GAGCAUUGAAGAACAACCACCACGCGGUCGUCGGAAAGGCACUUAUCCAUCCUUCCGUCGCUUACUUGGAGUUCGUGUUUUAAAGAAAAGUGUAGAGUGUUUAAGGAGCAACCACUGCCAAUUCGUGCUACUUUGGAAGGAGCUUAGUGCAGUGCAUUGGCACUUGUGAGAAGACGCAGUGCGUGACGUGAAAUUUGCGGUGGAGUGAGUGUUGUCUGUGAAGCAAAAAAAAAACAACAAAAAAAAGACAGUGACAAUGCCUCGACCAUCGCGUGAAUCGUACGGUGAUCAGAAGCCACCAUACUCCUACAUCUCGCUCACAGCGAUGGCCAUUUGGUCGUCGCCGGAGAAGAUGCUGUCGCUGAACGACAUCUACAAGUUCAUCACCGAUCGGUUCCCGUACUAUCGCACCAACACGCAGCGCUGGCAGAACUCGUUGCGCCACAAUCUGAGCUUCAACGAUUGUUUCAUCAAGGUACCGCGGCGUCCGGAUCGUCCGGGCAAGGGAGCCUACUGGACGCUACACCCGAAGGCUUUCGAUAUGUUCCAAAAUGGCAGUCUGUUGCGACGCCGCAAGCGCUUCAAGCUACACCAGACCGACAAGGAGUGGCUGAACGAAGAGUUUGUCGCGCUGGCCAACAUGAACCGCUUCUUUAUGGCACAAAACGGGGCGCCCACGUACCACCACGGUGAUUCGGCUGCCUACUACAGUCCGGUUCCGGCGGAACCAAUCGGAAGUACCAGCCUGUCAUCGCCACCGAAUGUCCUGUACGCACCGAUCUCUCCGCCACUUUCGCCACCGGAUGAUCUGCCCGGUCAGCAGAAGCCGUCCGCCAACUCGGUGCGGUCCGAAUCGCCAGCGGGGAAAACGGUGGCAACGCCAGCAACAGGAGCGCCAGUCAUCACCACCGCCACCACCACCACCACCACCACCACCAUUACGCCAAACGCUAAACCAAAGCGAGCAUUCACGAUCGAAAGUCUGAUCGAACCGGACAGUUCCUCCGAUUCCGAUGAUACCGAUCGUGCACCGCAGUUCCAUCACCAACAGCAGCAACACCAACAGCAACAGCAGCUUGAUCAGCUCCGGCAUCUAAGUCAGCAACAGUUGAUGAGCAACAUUACGGCGUUCAACGAGUACGCCGCGGCCAUGCAUCAUCAGCAGCAGCAGCACCAGCAGCAAGUGGCGGUGGCCGCGGCAGCAGCAGCAGCCGCCGCAGCACUCGGCACUCCUUACACGGGCGUUCCGGUGCAUCCGCUCCUGUUGCCACUCGGCAAACUACCCGCACCGGCGUACUUCCUGCACUCCGGAAGUGCCGGAGCGUUUCAUCAUCAUCCUCAUCACCAUCACCAUCAUCAUGGGCAUCCUCAUCAACACCACCACCACCACCACCAGCUCCCACUGCAGCCACUCGGUCAUCCUUCGCAUCCUUCGCCAGCAUCGCUCUCACCUUCGCCACCGACGCAUCCACAUCUGCAUCAAGCGGUGCGACCCGAACCACCAUCCCUUGCGAUCGCUUGAUCGUCGCGGAGCUGAAGCCGUUUUGGGCUAAUUGCAAUCUCGAUCUCGUUACGGUAGUUGUGUUCCUCUGUGUGUUUGCGACAAAACCCCGGGCUAUGUUUCGCGUACUACUACUGCAAUCGUGGCACUAAUCUUUGGCCGCGGAUUGCCUCCGAGGGUUCGUCACUUGGUCACUGGCGACCGGCCACCACAACCAAGGACUGUGUGCGUCAUUCCGACUACUCGACUGAAUGUGAUGUAUAGGAUUCGUAUGGAAAUAGUUUAUGUAGUAUUUGUUUUAUAUUUUAAUUUUUAUC
This is a messenger RNA of Anopheles aquasalis, 1818 nucleotides long. RefSeq names its product fork head domain-containing protein FD4-like. Gene Ontology annotation, biological process: anatomical structure morphogenesis; regulation of transcription by RNA polymerase II; cell differentiation. Gene Ontology annotation, molecular function: DNA-binding transcription factor activity, RNA polymerase II-specific; RNA polymerase II cis-regulatory region sequence-specific DNA binding. NCBI's taxonomy places the organism in Eukaryota, Metazoa, Arthropoda, Insecta, Diptera, Culicidae. The record is from RefSeq and is a predicted model, not a curated record.